AAAAGUAACGAAAUGGGAACUACCGUUUCAAGCCCAAGUGGCGGUUCAGAAAUUUACGAUCGCCAAACUUUUCCAAGAAGUGAAAAAAAGAUUGUGAUGCAAAAAGCAAAUACACUUGAAAGAAAUGAUAACAGGAACACUAAUAAUGGCAACCAGGAAAACUCGCGAAUGCUUUUUUUGAUGUACUUAAUCAAUCGAACGUGGAAUGUAGUAGUUGAUGGUAAAGGCGGUAAACGCGACGAUGACUUGAACAAAACAAGAUUCUUAGAGGAGGCGGAGGGGAAACAAGACGAUGAGUAUUCUUGUGUGUAUGGUUCGGAAUGUUCUGGAUGCAGUUGUGGUUACUGCGAAGAUGAAAAUUGUCGGAUUAACGGCAAUUACUCAAUUUGUGAGAGGUAAGAUAUUUUAACGUAUUUUAAAAUUUCA
Messenger RNA from Clunio marinus, 426 nucleotides. The record is from the annotation of a GenBank genome assembly. NCBI's taxonomy places the organism in Eukaryota, Metazoa, Arthropoda, Insecta, Diptera, Chironomidae.